AUGCGUCAUCUUCUUCUCCCCCUUCUUUUCUCCUCUCUUGUCUCGGCGCAAACAGGCCAAUCGGUAUAUAAGAAACGUCUUACAGGCGAAGACCUCGAUACUGGCCAUCGCUGGGGUGUCGCCGGAACCGACUUGGGUAUUCCCUACGUGCUCGAGAACGGAGCCAUAGGCUAUCUCUUCGGCGAUACAUUCGGCACUCAAUGGCCUGAAGAUGGCCGAAACUGGCGGUCUCCCGUGAUGCUACGCUCGGCUGUUCAUCCUGGUGAGGAAACGGGUAUUAUCUUCGACAGUGCUGCAGGUGUGGGAGGUGAUGAUGGUCUGGCCCCGGAGAUCAUGCACAACGGCCACCGUGGCGAUGAUGGUGCCGGCACCUUUGAGGUAUCCGCGAUCCCUAAUGAUGGCAUUGGGUUGCCUGAGACGGGCGAGCAGAUCGUCUCCUACAUGAGUGUCCGGGACUGGUCGGGUCCUUGGAAGACUAGCUAUGCCGGGCUGGCACACUCGAAGGAUGGGAAUACCUUCACUCGGCUGGAUGUCAAGUGGCCCAACGACGAUGCCAACAGCGACCCGUUUCAGAUGUGGACGAUGCAGCGUGACGGUGACUGGGUGUAUAUCUUCUCUGUGCGCGCAGGACGCCAGCCUGGGCCUAUGAUGCUGCAGCGGGUACCUUGGGAUAAGAUGACGGACAAGACAGCGUUUCAAGGCUGGGGAUGGAAUGGAAGUGACUGGGCAUGGGGACGGCCUUGCUCGCCCAUUCUCGAGGGCAACUUUGGCGAACCAUCUGUGCGCAAAUUGAGCGAUGGUACCUGGGCAAUGGUGUAUCUCAAUCUUGACAAGCUCAACAUUGUCUCUCGCACAGCAGCCGGACCGAACAAGCAAUGGUCCGAGGAGACAGUUCAGGUGUUUUGGCAGCAAGAGCCUUCGCUAUACGGGGGUUUCAUUCAUCCCUGGUCGACGUCCAAGAAGGACGACCUCCAUCUGAUGGUGUCCAAGUGGGCAAAGGAUGAAAAGACCGGUCAUACCACUGCAUACCACAUGAGCCAGUAUGUGGGCACUCUGUAG
Messenger RNA from Aspergillus wentii DTO 134E9, 1059 nucleotides. RefSeq lists its product as uncharacterized. Lineage: Eukaryota; Fungi; Ascomycota; Eurotiomycetes; Eurotiales; Aspergillaceae. The transcript has a single exon. The record is from RefSeq and is a predicted model, not a curated record. Bases 1 to 1059 code for a protein of 352 amino acids.